GCAUUCCUUUCUCGGCCUUUUGGCUAAGAUCAAGUGUAGUAUCUGUUCUUAUCAGUUUAAUAUCUGAUAUGUGGGUCAUUGGCCCACACGAUAUUAACUCAAUUUUUUAAAGGGGGAAGGCCCAACAAAGAUAGCUUGCUGUCUUGGGAUUUUUCAUGCGUCGUCUUGGUGUUGCACUACUACCAAGGCCCGGCGCACCCCACCAAAGCUUAUUGUCAAGUUUAGAUAAAGUCCACGAAAGUCCUUCCCAAUUGACUCUGAAAAUAAAAAAGAUGUCUUUGUUUUAUUGUUAUUUAAUAUAAUCUUGAAAUGUUACAAUUUUGUAAGCCUUUAACUUCGGAUGAAUUGAGGUCUACGGAUUUCAAGAAGCCCAAUUAUAUUUGUACCGAGUAUAUAAACUUCCAUUAGGUUUUCCGUUCGGCUGUUCUUCCUUCCAUAUCUAAUCGGCCGGCAAGGUAAGAAGAUUGUGAAGCAGUUCAAAAUGCCUCCGAGUGGAAAUGUUGCUAAAAAGGACCAAAAGGCUCAGGCUGAAAAGGCAGCCAAGGCCGUUAAAGGCACCACCUUCAAGAAGAAGGCAAAGAAGAUCCGCACCAAGGUCACCUUCCACAGGCCAAAGACACUUAAACAGGACAGGAACCCAAAGUAUCCCAGAAUCAGUGUCCCUCCUAGAAACAAGCUCGACCAUUACCAAAUCCUUAAAUAUCCUUUGACAACUGAGUCUGCAAUGAAGAAGAUUGAGGAUAACAACACCCUGGUUUUCAUCGUUGACAUCCGUGCUGACAAGAAGAAAAUCAAAGAUGCUGUCAAGAAAAUGUAUGAAAUUGAGACCAAGAAGGUCAACACAUUGAUCAGGCCUGAUGGAACCAAGAAGGCAUAUGUACGGUUGACGGCAGAUUUUGAUGCAUUGGACGUUGCCAACAAGAUUGGAAUCAUCUAAACAAAAUUUGUACUUUCCAAUGCCCCUAAUGCUCUCUCUAUAGACCUGUUUUAAUUUUUUGUUGGUGUUGGUAGUUUCACAAUCACCCUGUAGCGUUUCUAUCUGUUUUAAUGGUGCAAUUGAAUUUCGGGCUUGUUAAUGCCGUUUUUCUCAACUUUGGUGCAUUCUAUUCUCUCUAUUUGAGCCUAGAUUUAUUCUUCUGGAGACACUUUGGUUAUG
Molecule: messenger RNA, 1156 nt
Organism: Cuscuta campestris
Lineage: Eukaryota; Viridiplantae; Streptophyta; Magnoliopsida; Solanales; Convolvulaceae
Source: the annotation of a GenBank genome assembly